ACCAACAUACACACGUUGCUAUGAGAAUAGCUUAAUCGUAUUCUUCAAGAUCACACAAACGCAAUUAUAUAUAAGCAUCGAUCUUUCGAUAUUUGUUCUCAAACGUUGUUUAAAAGUCUUUGACGAAAGAACUCCAGUGAUAAGGAAAUAAACGCAUAAUUAUAUUAAUCAAUAAGAGAUAAGGGAGAAACAACUUUCCAUAAUCCUUAAUCAUGAAAUUUGUCUUAAUAUUUUAUACUACAACGAUAUUGACAUGGAGUGCAGCAGAAUUAUUAAACGGUUCUUCCGCGUAUUCUAAAAUCCAUGAUAGAUCGGACAACGAUAAUGAAGAAACACGAUUAUUGAGAAGAUAUUGGAAUGAUCAAGCUAAUAUCAAAAGACCUCAUAUUGAUCGUAAAACUGGAUUCGAUGGAAGGGUUCGAAAAAUCAAUGUUGAACCGAAUGAGAAUGGUCCAGGAAUUAGAGCUUAUGGUUUGCCGAGAAAACAUGUUGAAGAUAAUGGUUUGAUCGAGAGAAUUAAUCUUGUGGAAUCCGAAAUAAACGAUGAUCGAUCGCGAAAUGCUCGAGUUGUUGAAGCAUACGGUAUGUCUAAAAAGCAAUUAGACAACAACGGUGAAAUUGAAAGAUUACCACCCUUAGUUAUUGCAAAAAAUGAAGAACCAAAAGAACAUUCAUUCGGAAGAAUUCCAAGAUCGAUUUCUGAAGAAAAUAAGGGCGAAUCGAACGAUCUAGAGGCACAAAAUUCUAAAGUCUUCAGACCACUUUUCGUCUACAGACAACAAGUGGCAAGAAAACAACAGCUAAGGAACCAAAAGGAUUUCUAUCGUCCACCAUCUUCACAGAGAGAUUACAAAUUGUGGGACCGUCGUAAUAUUGUUUAUUGAUCCGAUUAGAUCAUUAAAAGUGUUAUUUUUUUUUUAUAUGCAUUCGCGUUAAUACAUUCUACCAAAAAUUAA
Messenger RNA from Polistes dominula (European paper wasp), 956 nucleotides. RefSeq lists its product as uncharacterized. NCBI's taxonomy places the organism in Eukaryota, Metazoa, Arthropoda, Insecta, Hymenoptera, Vespidae. The record is from RefSeq and is a predicted model, not a curated record.